GUGGACUUUGCUAACAGACUCCUCGGCGGAGGCGUUCUGCACAGCGGCUGCGUACAGGAGGAGAUCCUGCUCUGCAUCGCGCCCGAACUCCUGGUUGGUCGCCUCUUCCUUCAGGCCCUUCUGCCCCACGAGGCCGUCCUGAUUUUCGGCGCCGAGCGCUAUUCCAACUACACCGGGUACUCACGGAACUUUAAGUGGGCAGGUGAUUUUCGGGAGGCACAUUGCGGCACAGUUCGGGACAAGCAGGGCAGGUGGGAAAAGGUGGUAACCGUGAUUGACGCUGUCUGCUUCUCCGAUCCUGUGCUACAGUUUCAAGCCAGGUUCCUUCGACGGGAAUUGCGCAAGGUCAGUUUACUCUGCAUGCCAGAUGCUGCCGGUAGCUAUUGCGUCAAUAGGGACUACAGUUAA
Molecule: messenger RNA, 408 nt
Organism: Dibothriocephalus latus
Lineage: Eukaryota; Metazoa; Platyhelminthes; Cestoda; Diphyllobothriidea; Diphyllobothriidae
Source: the annotation of a GenBank genome assembly